This is a messenger RNA of Hippocampus comes (tiger tail seahorse), 1249 nucleotides long. Its product is annotated as UPF0575 protein C19orf67 homolog. The record is from RefSeq and is a predicted model, not a curated record. Lineage: Eukaryota; Metazoa; Chordata; Actinopteri; Syngnathiformes; Syngnathidae. The transcript is spliced from 7 exons. Bases 217 to 1002 code for a protein of 261 amino acids.
ACAAUUACUAAUUGCAGAAGUGAUAGUACAGUAAAAAUUAAAACUAAAUCAAAGAACAAUUUGAUGCAUACGUGUGCUUACCCAGUCCAGGUGGCCCACAGUCCCCUUUGCAGGUGUUGUAAUCCAGGAUGCGCUGAGGAUUUUGAUUUUCCAGAUGUUCAUCACAACUCGCAGUAGAUCGGUACUCUAGACAAUUUCCCAACAAUCCUUUUGAGAAUGUCAGCAAAUGAUGCUGAAGCAAUGACGGUCAACCUUCUGCCCGGAGACUCGGCGCAAGUGCGGCAAAUGGUCAGGUGGUCACCGCAAUCAGGACUUGAAGUCGCCGCGUUGAGGAGUUUCGCCUUCGCCUGCGAGCCGUACUUCAACUUCCUGGAAUCUACAGCCAGAACCAUGCAGCUGCCCCCUGACAUGUUUGUACAGCUGAUGGAGUUUUCUCAGCAAAUGUGUGACACAUUGGAACAUCUGGUACUGACCUUUGCCAGCAACAAUCUCCUCACUUUGGAUGAAUCCGAGCCUGACAACAUGUCUCACUUCUGCAUCGGCCGCAUAGAGCUAGAGCAGCUGCAGCUGAGUGUCACCGCAUUCCGCUACUGCAAGCCCACGCCCUACCUGGCCAGAAUCAACACCGGCGCGUUUAAGCGCAUGCGCUGGAACGUGAAGCACUUUAACGGUGCAAAAGACGGAGACGGCAACCCUGAGACAGAGUACUACUUCCUGUGCUACGAGGAUAUUCCCAACUUGCACACAGACGAUGACAACCCAGAUUCCAAAACUGUGCGGAUGUGGUCCAUUGGUCAGUGGGUGCAGUUGAAACCUGACCCCAAAACGGAGACCAUUUUUGACUGGCUGGAGUGUGAAGUUCCCGAGGGCGCCUUCGACAAGCUGCUGUUUAUGGGCAGCCAAGAGCCAUCAAGCUGCACAGCCACCGAACACCUGCUGCAGCUGCUGCUGUCAUCAGUCAUCUCCGUUGGGAACACAUCCGGUGUUCUCAGGAUGGUAUAGCGCUGUUGUCAAUACGCAACGUUUUAAAUCAGGGACUCUUAUUCAUCACAAGUGGGAUUCGGCGACGUGUUCAACAUUGGAAGUCAUUAGUCCCCUUUCGUUCCUGUUUGUCAUCAAGUUUUCUGACUAAUAUAGUGGAAGGAUAUUUAAGGUGGGAAAUGUAGUUUCUGAACUGAAAUUCUGCAUAAUCAAGAUUGAAAUGUUGAAUGCGAGAUUUGGAACGGUUUGAAUGAAUGUGGAAGGAGGA